AUGGCCCCAACAGCCCCAACAAAGCGCAAGACCCUCCGCGCAAAGGCGACAGAGCGCCUCGCCAACCCCCUCGCCCCGCGCAAGGUGCACCGCCCCUCGGCCCAGGUUGACGACUCCUUCAUCGAGUCCAAGCGCGACAAGCGCCUGAUCAAGCACUCGUCCUUCGUCUCGCGCAUCUCCAAGCCCGCCCACAAGACCCCGACCCAGCGCAAGAACCUCAAGCGCCGCGAGAAGCACCGCCAGGCCCAGGCCGCCACCAGCCUCGCCUCCCUGUCCGACGCCCUGCCCUCCCUCACGGCCGACGAGGUGCGCGCCGGCGAGACGGAGGCCGCGGGCAAGGUCCGCCACAAGUCGCUGAAGAGCACGCCGGGGGCCCUGCGCAAGAAGGAGCGCCUCGUGCGCGGCGAGAUGGAGCGCUUCGGCCUCAGCCUUGCGCAGCUCAGCACCGUCAAGGAGCAGCCUGCCCCCGUGCCCGCUCAGCAGCAGCAGGUGGAUAUGGACGUUGAGAACAAGGACGGCGAGGAGGAGAACCGCGCGCCCGUGCAGAGCACCGCCAACCGGUUCGCUGCGCUGAGGGGGUUUAUCUCUGCUACGAUGGAGCAGAACCCGGCCUUCUCACGGCAGAACGGCCUUGCUGGGAGACCAACUUGA
Diaporthe citri is the source of this 651-nucleotide messenger RNA. RefSeq lists its product as uncharacterized. Gene Ontology annotation, biological process: maturation of SSU-rRNA from tricistronic rRNA transcript (SSU-rRNA, 5.8S rRNA, LSU-rRNA). NCBI's taxonomy places the organism in Eukaryota, Fungi, Ascomycota, Sordariomycetes, Diaporthales, Diaporthaceae. Bases 1 to 651 code for a protein of 216 amino acids. The transcript has 2 exons. The record is from RefSeq and is a predicted model, not a curated record. Gene Ontology annotation, cellular component: nucleolus; preribosome, small subunit precursor; 90S preribosome.